AUGCCCUCGAAACUCAGGAAUAUUGGUUCCAGCUUACUCAAAGUGGUCCAUCUUGGAACUAGAAAUCUGUCGACAAAACAAUCCCCUCAUUUAAAUGAGUCGACGACCACAAUCCAACCUGGUUCACCUUACGCUGAGGCUGUCCUAUCUAUACCUUCCACACAAGAAAAUGAUCAGCGUCUAGCCUCGGCAGUCAUUCUACCCGGGCACAAGAAAGCUAGGGCCGCUUCGAAGAAACACACACUAGGCCUGACUCCGUAUUUUCAUAUGGACACUGGACCCGACGACGUACUGGAUGCACGGGCUGUUCUCUCACAUUGGUCCAUGACUCAGAAUUUGCAGCCAUACUUAAGUAUAUAUAUUCAUUGA
This is a messenger RNA of Protopolystoma xenopodis, 369 nucleotides long. The record is from the annotation of a GenBank genome assembly. Lineage: Eukaryota; Metazoa; Platyhelminthes; Monogenea; Polystomatidea; Polystomatidae.